Molecule: messenger RNA, 2536 nt
Organism: Ectocarpus sp. CCAP 1310/34
Lineage: Eukaryota; Phaeophyceae; Ectocarpales; Ectocarpaceae
Source: the annotation of a GenBank genome assembly
UUUCACAGGCACACCUUUCUUGGCACUGGUACAUGCACAAGUAGGCCUCGCCCUCAAAACCCCUUCCCUUUGUCGACGCGCAUCGCUUGCACCACUCCUCUGUGGUAUUAUUGAAGCCCCUGGAGCCAACAGUAGCCAGCGUCGCAAGUAUGCCGUACGGGGUGAUCGUGACACAGAGCAUCCUGUGCAGCAGUGCCCCUCGGGAAGCCGACCACGAGUUGCAGCACGCCAGCAACAGCAUCGACCGCGCCGACAUUCCUCGACGAAAAGGAAACAAGCCCAGCCACACCGGCAGCAGCAGCAGAAGCCACGAAAACGAACGGGCGGCCUCAGGCAAAACCUUCGCGGGAGUCCUGCGAGCCCUCUUGAAACCGUCGUCGUCGCCCGCCGAUGCGUCCGCCGGGAGCGGCGACGAGGGCGACGGGGAAGCACCACCAGUAGGCCGGAGUGGCGUUGCCGGAGGCUGGCAGCCGAGGACCGCGUUGGACCUGAGCGGGCACUCGUUUUCGAAGGCGUUGAAGGCGGAGAUCAACCGGUCCAAGGAGAAGAAGAUGGCCCUCAAAAAGAGCAAAACCAGGAGCAUGAACAACCUGGGCAGCAGCAGCAGCAGCAACCUCGCCGUUAAGGACUCCUGGUGGGAGAAGCAAGAGUCAGAAGAGUCCUGGUUCUCUCGCGUGUCGUCGACUUCAACCAUCCCCGCCUCCCCCCCAGAGCUGCACCAGCAGCACCAGCAGCAGCGGAAGCCGGGUCCAGGCUGCCACGCGCGGUCUUUCGGAGACUUGGACGAGAUGUCGCUGGCUGUGGGACUUCAGUGACGGAUGGUCUUAGAAUGAUGAUUUCGGCAGCGCUUACCUUGUGCGCAUGUUGAUGUUAUCAGCUCAUGUUUGUGCACUUUGGUUUCUACAUGGAUAGCGUUGCUGGAUUUUUGGAUAUAGCACACACCUGACAAUACGCUUGGUAAUUUUCGUGGCGGGGCGGGGGGGUUGUAGUAAUUCGAGGACAAUGGCAGUCAAGAGACGUUAUCCCCCACUUUUUUUUUCAUGUAACAAGCCCGUCUUAACUUGUGAAUUGCUGCAUUGAUUUGGCCAACACGGUAUUGGCUUGGUACGGCAACAGGCCCAAGUAUCACGAGCACUUGGCCACAACUCCGUGCUGGUGGAUAUGUCUCCGUACAUGCACAUAGCAAGCGCGUGAGAAGAGUGAAUACACGGCAGUGAUCACCAACAGUCUCGCAAGUUUGGCAGGCUGGCUGCCUGGUUGUCGCUUUUACCAUAUUGUAUGCAUAAGAUGCGCCUCAAGGUGCUUGGUUUUCACGUGAAAGCCACAGCAGUGCAUUGGAACGAGAAUAUUGUUCACGGAACGGAUGUGUAGCCACCCCCUGUCCAUGAGAUUUGUUCACCCCCGGGAGGAGUUAGAGGAGAUUUUUGGCGUUUCAUCUGAGCGUGAGGUAGAGCAGACACGCUUGGUAUUUUUCUUGAGAGGUACCGACUGACUAUGGAAAGUUUUGGCUCUUUCAGCCGCAGCACCCACUCUGUUUCUUGUUUGUUUCGUUUGUGUUUGAGGGCAGCACUUGUUGCAGCGGUGCUUUUCACUUUCAAGUCCGUAUCAUGUGUACGCGAAGAUCAAAUGAUGGUUUAUGGAGGAAGAGCGUGUCCGUGUUGAUGGUUUUUGUGCACAUGGAUGCCAGGGGUGAAGAUUUGAUAGGGUGCGUAGUGUGAUUGAUGGAGAUCAACGCGGCGGCUUGUGCAGGAGGUGGUUGGUGAUGCCUUGUGCUGACGAGAGGAGGAAUUAUGUGGCGCAGCGUUUCGAACCCGCAACCUAAUACAUUAUUGUUGCGUGUGUUGCGUAUGAAACGGACGACUGCAUGAGGGGGAUGAGACUCGUUUGCUCGCCAGUUGUCCGCAUACGCGGUUGAGCUGAUGGACGAAAUCUUCGAUAUGUGCGAUAAGGGGCUGGGAUCAGUGAGGGUUUUGGGCCGGACACGCUUUCACAUUUUUCUCGUGUGGAGCAGGGCUCCCGUCGGGAGGCGAGACUGCGUUGCAUGUCUGUACAAAGGGGUGGAUUAACGGGUUUUAGAAGCCUCAGCGAAAGUGAUACACACCCUCUCUAGCAGCACGGUUGCUGCAUGUAAUACUCGCUCGACGGAUGUAAACGUGAGGUCAAUAAUGAGGCAUGGGAUGCGUCGGGUUGGGAAUGAACAUGGGAGAUGGAGUGAAUCGGCGCGCUCCGAACGUGUUGAGCUGCCCUCUGCUGCUUAGGUAGUAUUGAGAUUUUUUUAAUCAGAAUGAUGUGUCGAAACAAUCUUGUUGCUUGUGGAUGCAACGUGGCGGUGGUGACAAUGGCUGUGUGUCAUCACGCCGCCCAUACGCAUCCCGAAAUCUUGUUGCGCGUUGGUGUCGUAGACCACGGGUUUGGAAGGCAUGAUGUUCCCCGCCACGGCGGUUGUGAGACCCCGGUGUUGCAAACGAGUAGUACCCCUUACAUCUCAGAUCCCCCCAAGAAAACAAAUCAAACUCACUGCAAAGAGAGGCGUUCA